CAAACCUUGAAAUCGAUUGUCAUCUCUUUCUGGCCUACACACCACACAAGAGUAACCACAGAACUUCUUAAGAAAAGGCCGUUGUUUUGUUAGAUAGUAGAAAUCCGGCUUCUUCGUUAUUCCUCGGUAUGGCAAGACCGUACCCCUAUACACGGUUGGAAGAAUGCGCUUGGCAGCCGGAAGAUGUGGCUCGGCAUUUGGCGGCCCUUGCAAAUGGGAACUUCUCCGUCGAUUCUUCGAGCACGCAGCUCCUUAGCCACGGAUGGUCGACGCGCCAGAUUUCAACGUUACGACUUGAAUUUGGGGCGAAUCGAAUGCCAGGUGACGAUGGCGACAAACACAAGACGUUUAUGUCGCAAUACACAGCGUGCGUCUCGCCCAUUUUCACGGCGCUCGUCUCUCAGUUGAAAGAGCCAUUGAUUCUUAUGCUAUUGGGUUCUGCCGCCGUUUCUAUUGCUCUCGGAAACCAGUCGGAAGCAAUCAGCAUCGCCUUUGCACUCCUUAUCGUGUCCAUGGUUGCAGCGGUUCAAGAAUACCGAUCGGAGGCUGCUUUGGAAAAGUUGGCGACUCUCGUGCCACACACAUGUACAGUGCUACGGGACGGCCAAGUUAUCGAUGGUUUCUUUGCGAAGGAACUUGUUGUUGGUGAUCUAGUACUACUAGCAACUGGAGAUCGCGUUCCCGCAGACUGUCGUGUCGUCGACUCAGUAGAACUCAUAUUAGACGAAUCCUCAUUGACGGGAGAGAAUCAUCCCGUUGCCAAAACAGGUGAAGGCGUGGUGCUGGGAGCAUCGCCGCCUUUGACACAGCAAAAGAAUGUAGUCUUUGCAGGCAGUCUAGUUAAUGCCGGACGUGGACGGGCUCUUGUGAUUGCAGUGGGAGUCUCGACUGAGUUUGGGAAGGUGGCUACUGAAUUGAGUUCAGUUGCGAGUCGAAAGUCUCCGCUUCAAAUUAAAAUAGAUGAACUGGGCCAGCGAUUGGCUGGAUUGAGUUCGAUUGCAAUCUCAAUCAUCGCAAUGCUGGGUUGGAUUCUAGGCCGACCUUUCCUGGAAACCCUCACAGUAGCUGUGAGUCUUGCCGUAGCCGCCAUCCCGGAAGGCCUUCCUAUCUGUGUGACAGUAACUCUUGCACUUGGAGUGUUACGUAUGGCCAGAAGGAAUGCAAUCAUUAAAAAACUCCCAGUAGUUGAGUCACUUGGAUGCGCAACUGCCGUAGCCUCGGACAAAACUGGGACGUUGACACAAAAUGAGAUGACUGUUCGGACCUUAUUCGCACUUGCUUAUCCUAAAGCCAAAUUCGGAUUUACAGGUAUAGGGUACGGGUCCAAGUCGGGUAAUUUGGUGUAUCUGGAUGCUGACGGAUCGACUGGCCCAAAAGCUCCGUCCGGGAAAGUAACUUCAGAAUGCGACGAAUAUGCUGCCCUGUCAGCUUUACUCAAUACGGCGUGCCUGUGCAACAAUGCAACUCUUUUACAAUCGUUGGACUCAGAGUUGUCGGAAGGUCAUACUGGAGGUGCGCUGUCAGGUCAACCGACAGAGCUUGCACUUCUAGUUGCAGCUGACAAAGCAAAUCUUGAGGAUCCAAGAGCCCAGUAUCACCGUUUACAGGAGAUACCUUUCACGAGCGAUCGUAAACGGAUGGAAGUUCGUGCCCGUCCGGUUAGUGGACGACAAUAUGGUAGCCUUUACUUUGUCAAGGGCAUGCCUGAAAAGAUUUUAGGAGAGUGUUCGACAUAUGGUCAAUCAAAUGGGUCAGCAGAGCUUCUCGUAGAGGAUGACAGGGCCGAAGUGCUUCUUCAGGCUCGCCGGAUGGCUGCUGGAGGGCUUCGCGUUUUGGCCUUUGCAUACGGGCAAUCUUUAGGAGAGUUAGUAUUCGCAGGGCUCGUUGGGAUGGAGGAUCCACCAAGAGAAGGGGUGUGCGAUGCUGUGCGCCAGCUACGUCGUGGCGGGGUGAAAGUAAUGAUGGUGACAGGGGAUUCUAAAGAAACGGCAUUGGCAAUCGCUCAGCGGUGUGGUAUUUUAGGCAGCGAAAAUGGCGAUACAGCUGCGUUGAGUGGAGCCGAACUCGAUGCUAUAUCACCGCAAAACCUCGCGGAAAGUAUUUCUGGAGUCCGUGUUUUCUAUCGGGUGGCUCCUCGUCAUAAGCUAGCAAUUGUCAGAGCACUUCAAGAGCGUGGUGAUAUAGUCGCAAUGACGGGAGAUGGAGUGAAUGACGCCACUGCGCUGAAAGGUGCUGAUAUCGGGAUUGCUAUGGGAUUGAAAGGUACCGAUGUUGCAAAAGAGGCCGCAGAUGUAGUGUUGGCGGAUGAUGAUUUUAGGACGAUUACAAUGGCAAUUGCAGAAGGAAAAGGAAUUUUUUUCAAUAUUCGAUGUUUCUUGGCAUUUCAGCUGAGCACGUCAUUUGCUGCUCUAACGAUGGCCAGUAUUGCAACUGCAUUUGGGUUACCAUCUCCUCUCAACGCAACUCAAAUCCUUUGGAUAAACAUCUUGAUGGACGGCCCUCCAGCUCAAAGUCUUGGGGUGGAACCCGUUGAUGAAAAAAUUCUUCGCGCGAAACCGAGAAAAGCGGAUGAGCCUAUUGUUACACGGGCUCUUUUAUUGCGGGCUACUAGCAGUGCUGCAUUAAUUGUAUUUUUGACGCUGAAAGUGUUUUCCAAUGAGCUUGAUGACGGAGCCGUAAACCGCCGAGAUACGACCAUGACUUUCAUGAUGUUUUGCAAUUGCGACUUGUUCAACGCGUAUGUUUGCCGAUCUGCUGACAAGCCUUUCUACAAAAUUAACCUGUACAGCAAUCCAGCGUUUCUCUGGGCUAUAGGAGGUUCAGUUGUGGGACAGUUUCUUGUGGUGUACUGGCUUCCGCUUCAGAAAGUUUUUCAAACUGAAGCAUUGACAUUCUACGAUAUCGCCUACAUUGUGUUGCUCAGUUCAAUGGUCUUGUGGCUCGAUGCACUGAGAAAGACAUUCUUCCCUAGUGUCUUUUGCGAUGGAUACCACACUUCCCCUUUUGCGUCCAAGAAGACAAGCCGUAGUGCUGGUCUAAGGCAACACCACUCUUGGCUUAAUUUUCGUCGUUUUGACAAGAAUAAAGCGGAGCAAGCUGCUCGCUGGGCACCGAAGGAAGCCAAGGCAAAAACGCUUCUUGCACUAUAG
Messenger RNA from Phaeodactylum tricornutum CCAP 1055/1, 3149 nucleotides. Its product is annotated as probable calcium ATPase. Bases 129 to 3149 code for a protein of 1006 amino acids. Gene Ontology annotation, biological process: manganese ion transport; intracellular calcium ion homeostasis; calcium ion transmembrane transport. NCBI's taxonomy places the organism in Eukaryota, Bacillariophyta, Bacillariophyceae, Surirellales, Neidiaceae. Gene Ontology annotation, cellular component: endoplasmic reticulum; plasma membrane. The record is from RefSeq and is a predicted model, not a curated record. Gene Ontology annotation, molecular function: P-type calcium transporter activity; ATP binding; ATP hydrolysis activity. The transcript is spliced from 6 exons.